AUGACCAGCGCAGCAAUUAAAUUGGCCAAGGAAAAGGAAGUAUUGGAAGGCUUGGGCUCCAAUGAAAAGGCAAUAAAAUACUUAAAACAGGAUUUUGAGGAGCUAAGAAGGCAGUGCCUACAGUCUGGUAACCUAUUCAAAGAUGAAGAAUUCCCUGCUUGUCCAUCUGCUCUUGGCUAUAGAGAUUUGGGUCCUUAUUCUCCCAAAACGCGUGGCAUUAUCUGGAAACGACCAGCGGAGCUAGUCCCGAAUCCUCAGUUCAUUGUGGGAGGAGCCACUCGUACAGAUAUUCGUCAAGGGGCACUGGGAGACUGUUGGCUUUUGGCAGCCAUUGCAUCUCUCACUUUGGAUCAAGAAAUUUUAGACCGAGUUGUUCCCAAAGACCAAAGCUUCCAGAAGGACUAUGCUGGGAUAUUUCAUUUCCAGAUCUGGCAGUAUGGUGAAUGGGUAGAUGUUGUUGUUGAUGACCGGCUCCCCACCAAAAAUGGACAGCUCCUGUUUCUCCACUCUGAAGAAGGGAAUGAGUUCUGGAGUGCCCUGUUGGAAAAGGCUUAUGCUAAGUUGAAUGGUUCCUAUGAGGCUCUUACAGGAGGAUCUACUGUAGAAGGUUUUGAAGAUUUUACUGGUGGUAUCUCUGAAUCUUAUGACCUGAGGAAAGCUCCACCCAACUUGUAUCAAAUCAUACAGAAGGCCUUGCGAGCCGGUUCCUUGUUGGGCUGCUCCAUUGAUAUUACCAGUGCAGCUGAAACAGAAGCAAUCACAAGACUGAAACUGGUCAAAGGUCAUGCUUACUCUGUUACUGGAGCUGAAGAGGUUAAUUACCGUGGCCAGCCAGAGAAACUAGUCAGGAUAAGAAAUCCAUGGGGUCAAGUGGAAUGGACUGGAGCCUGGAGUGAUAAUGCUCCUGAAUGGAAUUAUAUUGACCCCAAGCAAAAGGCUGCUCUGGAUAAGCAAGCUGAUGAUGGGGAAUUUUGGAUGUCCUUCUCGGAUUUUCAAAGGCAGUUUACAAGGCUUGAAAUCUGCAACUUGACUCCUGACACACUAACAAGCAGCCACCUUCAUAAGUGGGGCAUGACAUUGUUCAACGGAAACUGGCGACGGGGCUCAACAGCUGGGGGAUGCCAGAAUUAUCCAGCAACAUACUGGACCAAUCCACAAUUUAAAAUCAGGCUGGAUGAGCCAGAUGAUGACCAUGAGGGAAGUGCAAGUGAACCAUGUUGUACAGUGCUUCUGGGCUUGAUGCAGAAGAAUCGCAGGAGGCAGAAGAGGAUGGGGGAGGACCUGCUGAGUAUCGGCUACUCCCUUUAUCAGGUUCCAAAAGAGUUGGAAAAUCAUACUGAUGUUCAUCUCAGCAGAGAUUUCUUCUCAACAAACAGACCUGUAGCUCGCUCUGAUACUUAUGUCAACUUGCGGGGAGUCUCAAAUCGAUUCCAGCUGCCUCAGGGGGAAUACCUGAUUGUGCCAUCCACCUUUGAACCAUUCAAAGAUGGAGAGUUCUGCCUCAGAGUCUUCUCUGAAAAACAAGCUAAAGCUCAGGAAAUUGGAGACACUGUAGCUGCAAAUCCAUAUGAGCCUCACGUUGAAGGCAAGGACAUAGACGAUGAGUUCAAGAAUCUGUUUGAAAAGCUUUCUGGGGAGGAUUGUGAAAUGACUGCAAAUGAACUUCAGACUAUUUUGAACAGAGUUAUAACAAAGCGAACAGACAUUAAAAGUGAUGGAUUCAGUAUAAACACCUGCAGGGAGAUGAUCAGCCUCUUAGAUAACCAUGGGACUGGUACCUUAGGACUUGUAGAAUUCAAGAUACUGUGGAUGAAGAUUCAGAAAUAUCUGGAUAUCUAUAAGAAAGUGGAUACUGACUAUUCCGGAACCAUUGAUGCACAUGAAAUGAGAAAUGCCCUCAAGGAAGCAGGCUUCACUCUCAACAACAAAGUCCAGCAUACUAUAGCCCUCCGCUAUGCCUGCAGCAAGCUGACCAUCGACUUUGAUGGGUUCCUGGCCUGCAUGAUUCGCUUAGAAACCCUCUUUAAAAUGUUUCAGAUGCUAGACAAGGAUAAGCGUGGAGUUGUCCAGCUGUCUCUGGCUGAGUGGCUGUGCUGUGCAUUGGUUUGAAGCACCAAUUUUGAAUUCAUUUGCAGGCUCCUUUACAAUUUAUUUUUCCAUAAAGAAUUUUCUGGAAGAAUGUUUAUUCCACAGAGAUAUGAG
This is a messenger RNA of Sceloporus undulatus (fence lizard), 2202 nucleotides long. It is a transcript of the gene CAPN8, whose product is annotated as calpain 8. The record is from RefSeq and is a predicted model, not a curated record. Bases 1 to 2109 code for a protein of 702 amino acids. The transcript is spliced from 21 exons. Gene Ontology annotation, molecular function: calcium-dependent cysteine-type endopeptidase activity; calcium ion binding. Gene Ontology annotation, biological process: proteolysis. Lineage: Eukaryota; Metazoa; Chordata; Lepidosauria; Squamata; Phrynosomatidae. Gene Ontology annotation, cellular component: cytoplasm.